GCUCGUAAACAGAGAAAUCUAAAUAAAGGAUCGUGCAGAAAUUUUACUCCAAAGUAUCUCACUUUUCUCCUCAAGUAAAAGGUAAAUCUCGUGUGAUGCCGAUACGUCGAGCAGCAACGACUCCGACCCCGGAGAAGGCCCCCUCCGUUGCAGCAGAGGAAGAGCCUGAAGCGUCCUCAGAGGAGUCCCCCUCAGCCGACGAGGGGCAGGCUGCACCCUCGGCGGCGCCAGCCGAGGGCGAAGCGGAGGCCGAGGGCGCGGCAGAACGCGGGGCAGAGCCCACAGAGAACGGAGAGAAGGCGGAAGGAGAGGCGGAGGAGAAGGAGGGAGAAGCAGCCGGGAAGAAAGAUGACAAAUGCAAGGACUGCGCGGCUGGACAGUGUGCAACACACUGCUAUGUUCUCCUACUAAGGUUGAAAGAUGGCUACAAGUACGAGAAAACCAAAACCAAGAAGGUGAAAAGAACGAUCCCUGCGUGGGCCAGCGUCGCUACCAGCAAAAAGCUUCCCGUUACCAACUUUGCAGGCACUCAGAACAAAGUGGAUAAUAUCCUCAUCGAAGCUAUUACGUCUUGUAAUGACAGGUCCGGGGUUUCAUACCAGUCCGUCAUGAAAUAUAUUCUGAAAAAAUAUCCGGGGAUGGAGCUCGACAGAAAGAAGUUUCUCAUCAAGAAAGCAAUGAAGAAACAUUUGGAGAAGGGAACCAUCAGACAGCUGAAGGGUAAAGGCCUCUCAGGAACCUUCGCCAUCGGGAAGCAGCCCACCGUGUCUAAGAAAACCCCACAGAAGAUGGAGUCUCUGGGAGACGCGCUUCCUCUCAUCAUCACGCGGCUCUGUGAGCCCAAAGAGGCGUCCUACAACCUGAUCAAGAAAUACCUGGAGCAGCACUUCCCCAACUUCAACAUCGAGAAGAGGCCAGACGUCCUGAAGACAGCUCUGGUGAAGGCGGUGGAGAAAGGUCAGCUGGAGCAGAUCACUGGGAAAGGAGCCAAAGGGACUUUUCAGCUGAAGCGUACUAGUAACCCGCCGAAGGGAAGCAACCUGGAGGACGCCAUCACCGCCGCCAUCACAGCCAUGAAUGAACCUAAAACCUGCAGCACCACAACUCUACGCAGAUACUUAGUGGAUGCAAACAAGGAUAGAAAGGAGUACCAUUUAGUGGCCAGUCUGAGGAGGACCCUCACAAAGUGUAAAGUGCUCGGCUGGAUGGAGCAGAUCACCGGUCACGGCUUCACGGGGACCUACCAGCUCUCGUUCCCGUUCUACCCGAGCCCCACCGUCCUGUACCCAGACAAGUUCAAAGAGCCACCGAAGAAAACCGCUCCGCCUGCAAACAAGCGAAGGCGGACAGUUGAAUCUUCUGACGAGGAAGAGGAAGAGGAGGAGGAGGAGGACGAAGAGGAGGACGAAGAGGAGGAAGAAUCAGAGGAUGAAGCUCCUGUCCGGAAGAGAAAAUCUCGGAAGAGGCCUCCACCCAAGGCUCGCCGUCCCCCACCGGCCAAGAAAUCUCGGAGCUCGAGCCAGUCAAAAGCUAAAGGCAGGGGGCGCUCACUCGCUAAGAAGUCCCCGGCCAAGAAAGCGGUGUCUUCAGCCAAGAGUCGGGGACGGCCAUCUAAGAAGGAGUCCACAGCGCCGGCUAAAGCCACGCCUGUCAAGAGAGGAGCUCCCGCGAGAAAGCCCAAAACACCAGCCGUUAAAAAGCUGAACAAAAGAGCACCGAAACGACAGGCGUCCAGAGAAUCGACCCCCGAAGAGGAGGAGGAGGAGGUGACCACACCGAGGGGCGGGUCCAGGCGAUCAAAGGCUGAAGAGGCGUCCCCUGAGGUGCCCGCAACGAAAAAGGCGGCAGGUAAGAGGCGGUCAGAGCCUGAGGAGUCAGAAGAGCCCGAGGUCAAAAAGGGGGCGAAGAACAGCAAGCGGUCCGGUCGUAAAUCCAAGAGAGGGAAAAACUGAGCCGGGAGCUGCUUCCACGGACUGGGCCGCUCCGAAAACGCAGCAGUCUGACGCUUUGAUUCAGUGCUCUCUCUCUCUUUUUAUCAUUUCUCCCUUUUUAACAGGGCAGUAGUUUUUUUUAUUUCUAUUGUAGAAUAAGAACGUUAUCCUACCAAGUUUACUGUACAUUGAGAGUUUCUGAAUUUACUUUUUAAUCACCAUGUGUAGAAAAGCUCAGUUAGUGUUGCCAUUAAAACAAAUGUGAUCGGCUGCUCGAUGGCAGCAAAAGCAUAGCAACAUCCGACAAACUGUAACUAGAGCCAUGUAGUGACUUCCGUUUUUAUAUCUGUUCCUCAUCCACUCUUUAAGCGUUGGCGACACACGUUCCUAAUAUCAGAUGAAGGGAGAUAUCAGUGUUUUGGAGGUUUGAAAAAAAAAAGAAGUUAAUUAUAACUUAAAUAUUUAAACAGUUCCUUAAUGAUAUUAGUAUUUUAUAAAACUCUGAUUUUAAAGGUCAUGUCCUGGGAUAAAAUUACAAUAUUUUCGGCAGUGCAGCACUGCAUCAGAAUAAAUUUGUAUCCAUAUUUGUCCUUAUGUAAUUAUUAAUUAUUAUCACUAACAGUGAUUGUUUAUUUAAAACAAAGAAGUCCUUUGAAAAGAUUAGGCCUGCAGGUGACAGCUCGAGGAUAAAACACUACGUUUUCAUUUCAAACACGUUGGGGGUCGGGGGGGGUGUCUUUUUGAUAUGUGUGUGUGCGCGCGCGUGUGUGUGUGUGUGCGUGCGUGUGUGUGUAAACGAGCGUAUACAUACAUUGAUUUUAUUGCUUCACAGCUGUAACUCAGUACCAAACUGUAAGAAAUGUGUGUUGUGAAUAAGAAAAAGGAGGAUAAUAGCUCAUACAUACCCUGCAUGCAUGUAUUCCUUGUGUUGUUAAGCUUUUUUCAAGUCAUUAAUAAAAUGGCUAUAUUUGUAAA
Molecule: messenger RNA, 2906 nt
Organism: Plectropomus leopardus (leopard coralgrouper)
Lineage: Eukaryota; Metazoa; Chordata; Actinopteri; Perciformes; Serranidae
Gene: hp1bp3
Product: heterochromatin protein 1, binding protein 3
Biological process (GO): heterochromatin organization; nucleosome assembly
Cellular component (GO): nucleosome; chromosome; nucleus
Molecular function (GO): structural constituent of chromatin; nucleosome binding; DNA binding
Source: RefSeq, a predicted model, not a curated record